Molecule: messenger RNA, 2469 nt
Organism: Nerophis lumbriciformis (worm pipefish)
Lineage: Eukaryota; Metazoa; Chordata; Actinopteri; Syngnathiformes; Syngnathidae
Source: RefSeq, a predicted model, not a curated record
AUGAAGAAAUACAACGGGCGUGAUUCAUCUGGAGGACAAAGACGACUGAUUGUUUUCGUUGCUGCAUUUAUUUUGACGUGGAGCAAAGUUUACGCACAGAUCAGAUAUUCAAUCGCUGAGGAGGUAAAAGAAGGGACUGUUGUUGGUAACAUAGCAAAAGAUUUGGGACUAGACAAAGCCUCGCUGAAAGAGAGAGGAUACCGCAUCGUGGAGGGCUCGUCGGGGCCCUUUUUUAGCGUCAACCAUGGUGAUGGCCUGCUCUAUGUUGACCGAGUAAUCGACAGGGAGAAGGUGUGCGAGAGGAGCAGCGUGUGUGUGAUCCAACUGAAAACGCUGUUGGAAAACCCGCUGGAAAUCCACUACGUGAGCGUAGAAGUGUUGGACAUUAACGACCACUCUCCGAGCUUCUCCGUUAACGCGUCGCGCCUUGAUAUCUCCGAGUCCGCUUUGCCGGGUUUGCGCCUGCAGCUGCAAGCCGCGCACGACCCCGAUGUCGGUUCCUUCUCCAUCCAGGAGUAUAAACUCAGUGCUAAUGACCAUUUUCGUUUGGAAGUUAAAGAACGAGGGAAGGAUGGUAAAAUACCGAUUUUAGUGCUGUUUAAGUCGCUGGACAGAGAAACAAAGAGCAAACACAAAUUGCUCUUGUCAGCUUUUGAUGGAGGAAAGCCGAGUAGAUCCGGAGCUGUGGAAAUAUGGGUACAUGUUUUAGAUGUUAAUGAUAAUAUGCCAGUGUUCACAGAAGAAAGUUAUUCGGUGCUUUUGAAUGAAAAUGCCCCAACUGGCACAACUGUUGUAAAAGUGAAUGCCACAGAUUUAGAUGAGGGCACCAAUAGUGAGAUUGUAUACACAUUAGGUAAUAAUGUAAAUAGCAGAAUACGUGAACUGUUCCGUGUAGAUCCCCAUACAGGUGUAAUUACUGUACAAGCUCUGAUUGAUUCUGAAUUAGAGGAGAGCUACGAGAUUGAUAUACAGGCAUCUGAUAAAGGGUCUGCUCCUCUCCAAACAGAAAAAAGUAUUACGGUAAAAAUAAUUGAUUUAAAUGACAACACUCCUCAGAUAGAGGUUACAUCCUUUUCCAGAGCAAUAGCAGAAGAUGCAAGACUGGGAACCACUGUAGCAUUAAUUAGUGUUCUUGAUAAAGACUCUGGUAUGAAUGGAAAAGUUUUUUGCUCACUCGGUGAAAAUGUUCCUUUCACAUUAUCGCCUUCAUCACAAGACAACAUGUAUUCUAUAGUCACAAAAUCGUCAUUGGAUAGAGAACGGCAAUCCGCAUAUGAGGUCACAGUAUUUGCAAAAGAUGCAGGCGUGCCAUCUUUAUCAUCUGAAAAAAGUAUAACUAUUGUUGUGUCCGAUGUGAAUGACAACAGGCCGGAGUUUUCACUGACUCCUUACACGUUUUAUGUUACUGAGAAUAAUUCUCCAGGGCAAUCAGUAUUUUCUGUGAGUGCAUUUGACCACGAUGAAAGUAAUAAUGCUCACAUUUCAUAUCACAUUGUAAGAAAUGAAAAAGAGAAGGAACAACUGUAUAUACACAGUCUGAAUAUUAAUUCUGAAACAGGAGAAAUUCUGGCACUAAAAAGUUUUGACUUUGAGACUGUUAAAAGUUUCCAUUUCCAAGUAGCGGCCACCGAUGGCGGAAGUCCUCCAUUGAGCAGCAACGUGACAGUAAACGUGUUCAUUCUGGAUCAAAACGACAACGCUCCAGCCAUCCUGUAUCCGGUCAGCUCCAACGGUUCUUCAGAAGGUGUGGAGGAGAUUCCCCGCAAUAUGAAAGCAGGAGAAUUGGUGACAAAAGUCAGAGCCUAUGACGCUGAUAUAGGAUAUAAUGGCUGGUUACUCUUUUCCUUUGGACAAGUCACUGACCACAGUCUCUUUUCUUUGGACCGCUAUACGGGCCAAAUCAGAACACUUCGCUCCUUGACAGAGACAGACGAGGCUGAGCAUCGACUGCUCAUUCUGGUCAAAGACAACGGCAAUAUUUCACUCUCAGCAACAGCUACUGUUACUGUCAAACUUGUAGAGCCCAAAGAGGCUUUUUCUGCUUCGGAUGUCAAAAGUGCAGCAAAAGUAGACCAGGAGGAGGACAAUGUGACUUUCUAUCUCAUCAUCACUUUGGGCUCGGUCUCACUGCUUUUUGUCAUCAGCAUCAUCGUGCUGAUCGCCAUGCAGUGUUCGAAGUCAACAGAGUACACUUCCAAAUAUCUCCAGGAAACUAAUUAUGAUGGCACACUGUGUCAUAGCAUCCAGUAUAGAUCGGGAGACAAACGCUACAUGUUAGUUGGACCCAGAAUGAGUAUUGGUUCUACUAUAGUCCCAGGAAGCCAAGCCAACACUCUGGUGCUCCCCGACAGGAGACACACUUCUGGGGAGGUAAGACAGAAGCAACAUUAUACGUACUUGACGUUGUCAGCUCACAUGAAGAGCCCGCCCAUUCAAUAUCAGUCUCAAGGUUCUACAAUAUUCAGCUGA